Messenger RNA from Lactuca sativa (garden lettuce), 984 nucleotides. RefSeq names its product agamous-like MADS-box protein AGL62. NCBI's taxonomy places the organism in Eukaryota, Viridiplantae, Streptophyta, Magnoliopsida, Asterales, Asteraceae. The record is from RefSeq and is a predicted model, not a curated record. Gene Ontology annotation, biological process: regulation of transcription by RNA polymerase II. Gene Ontology annotation, molecular function: protein dimerization activity; DNA-binding transcription factor activity, RNA polymerase II-specific; RNA polymerase II cis-regulatory region sequence-specific DNA binding.
AGUGGCACUUGGUGUGCCUUAUAAAAGAGUUUAAAGUCCCACUUAAAUUUUUAAUCUAUUUUUUAAUUACACCUUCGCAACUUUCUUGUUUCUUCGUUUUUAUUUACCUAAAUAUCUAUAUUUCAAGUGAGUAGGUUAAUCCCUCUAGCCGCCACCGAGGCAUUGACCAUGGUUAUGAAAAAAGUCCCCGUUUCUGACCCCGGCAGUGCUUCCGCUCCCGGCGGUGCUAGCAUGAUGAAGCUGACUAAAGGCCGGCAAAAGAUUGAGAUGAAGAAAAUAAAAGAAAUCAACAGCCUCCAAGUCGCAUUCUCUAAACGACGAACUGGACUCUUCAAGAAAGCAUCGGAGAUCUGCGUCUUGACCGAAGCCCAAAUCGCCAUCCUCGUUAUUUCCCCCGGUGGUCGUAUCUUUGUGUUUGGCCACCCCAACCCCGACGUCCUGUUUGACUGCUACCCUAACAAUAACAACAAAGAGUACUCCACCACCAACAACACGGCAGCCACCCAGAACUCUACACCACCGCUGCCCAUGGUUAAUUUCAAUCAACAUUACAUCGAGGUUUUAAGGGAGUUGGAGGCCGAGAAGAAGCGGGGAGAGACGAUUCCAGUGAGCAGCGAAGGAUCAUGUUGGUUCGACGAGCCUGUUGAUGGGCUGGAUGUGGAGGAGGUUCAACAAUAUCUUUGUUCGUUGGAUGAGUUGAAGAAGAAGGUUUUGACGAGAGCUGAUGAAGUGACGAUGAUCAACAACUCUUCUGCUGCAUUCGUUGGUUCGAGCAACAACUUUCAGCCGGUGGAUAUUCCUACAAACACCGGAGUUGACGGUGGUUUAAACGUCCAGUACGGUGAAGGUUUUGGGAACCUUUAGAUACAUGCAUUCUGGUAUUCUUUUUAUCAAUUGUUAUAUAUCUCGUAAAUAUUCAGGGUUGAAUCAAUUGUUAGAUAUGGUGAAACUCGACAUGAAUUAGAUUUUUGAAUUCUUAAGCGA